UUCAGAGUUGCACUAAACAUUUUACAGAACACAGAUUAUAAAUUAGAGGCUAUUUGAACCCUAAAUAGUAUCCAUUUCCGACUAUUCACGGCUAUAUGUCCAUAUUGCCAGGAAAUCAUUCAAGAGCUAGAAGAGAAGAUGGUGAGCGCGCCCAAGUAGAUGCCUCUUUCUCCCUCUCUUUUCAAAAUUGAAAAAAAUGAUGUUGCAAUGCUGCGGCAGUUCUUUGGCACAAGCUUCAGCUCCAUCUUCUUCACCGUGUAAGCUUCGCAGCUUUCGCUCCCCUGUGAGCUCGCUAUUGUGGGGGUUCAGUUGUCACCAAUACCAUGGUAAAGAUGUGGUUUUUCUAGGGUUUAAGCUCCAGUGUCUUUCCAAGGACGUAUAUUUGUCCCAAAAAAGCUUGAAUAAAGGAAAAAAGAAGAAGUACGGUGGCGUUUUGCCGGGGAUUUUGCGUGAAUUGGAGGGCAGGAGAGAUGUUGAAACCCUUCUCGAUUCCUAUUGCGGGAAGCUCAAUCCGAAGGAGCAAACUUUGAUUCUCAAAGAGCAGAGUAGGUGGGAUAAGGUAAUUAGGGUUUUUAAUUGGUUUAAAUCCCAGCAAGAUUAUGCCCCAAAUGUGAUACAUUACAAUGUGGUGCUUCGCGCAUUGGGUAGGGCUCAGAAAUGGGAUGAGCUGCGCCUCUGCUGGAUCGAGAUGUCCGAUAAGGGCGUUGUGGCAACGAACAACACGUAUGGGAUGCUUGUGGAUGUGUAUGGGAAGGCAGGGCUUGUGAAGGAGGCUCUUUUGUGGAUCAAACACAUGAAACUAAGGGGGGUCUUCCCCGACGAGGUCACAAUGUCCACUGUCAUUAAGGUGUUGAAGGAUGCGGGCAAGUUUGAUAAGGCAGAUAAGUUCUAUAAGGAUUGGUGUGUUGGGAGAGUUGAGUUGGAUUAUCUAGAUUUUGAGAGUGAUGAGGAAGCUUUGAGUUUGAAGCAGUUCUUGCUGACUGAGCUCUUUCGAAGUGGGGGGAGAUCGCGAGAUUUUGGUGGUGUGGAGGAGAGUGAUGUGACGAGGAAGCCGCGCCUCACGACUACUUAUAACACGCUCAUUGAUUUGUAUGGGAAGGCGGGGCGUUUGGAGGAGGCUGCGGGUGUGUUUUCUGAUAUGUUGAAGGCCAGUGUGCCAUUGGACGCUUUCACGUUUAACACUAUGAUUUUCAUAUGUGGGAGUGAGGGGCAUUUGUCUGAGGCAGAGGCUUUGCUUGAUGCAAUGGAGGAGAGAGGUAUUAGACCAGAUACGAAGACGUAUAACAUUUUUUUGAAACUUUAUGCAGAUUUAGGGGAUGUGGAUGCAGCACUAGGGUGGUUUACGAAGAUUAGGGAGUUUGGUCUUUUCCCCGAUGAUGCAACACAUAGGGUUGUGAUCAAGAUAUUGAGUGAACAUAAUAUGGUUGAAGAAGUUGAAUCUGUGAUCCAAGAAAUUGAGAGGUUUGGGAAGUGUGUUGAUCAGAGUUCUCUGCCAUUGCUUGCUAAGAUGUAUGUUGGUGUUGGGAUGAAUGAGAGAGUGAAGUUGUUGAUUGAGAGGGUGAAGUCCCGUGGUGGCUUUUCAUCGCGGAUUUAUGCAGCUCUCCUCGAUGUUUAUGCUGAGAACGGACUUUGGGCUGAAGCUGAGGCUUUGUUUUAUGGCGAGAGGGAUGGAUUUGGGCAGAAGAGGGAUGUGUUGGAGUAUAAUGUGAUGAUCAAAGCUUAUGGUAAGGCUCAAAUGUACGACAAAGCAAUCUCUCUUUUCAAGAGCAUGAGGAAUCAAGGAACGUGGCCGGAUGAGUGCACGUACAACUCUAUUAUCCAGAUGCUUGCUGCAAGUGGUUUUGCAGACAGAGCAAGGGAAUUCUUGAAUGAAAUGAUGGACGCAAGACUUAAGCCUUCAUGCUUGACGUUCUCUGCUCUGAUUGCUAGGUUUGCAGAGAAGAAAAGCUUCUCUAUUGCAAUUGAUGUGUUGCAAGAGAUGCUUCUGUUGGAUGUGAGACCUAACGAGAUCGUGUAUGGCUCGUUGAUCAAUGCGUUUGCAGAGGAUGGGAAGUUUGAGGAAGCAAAUGUGUACUUCAAGGCCAUGGAGGACUCUGGGAUUUCUCCUAACCAAGUGAUCUUGACUUCAAUGAUCAAGGCUUAUGGUAAAAUCGGAUCCGUUGAGGGGGCGAGGGGGAUGUACGAGAGGAUGAAGAUGCUCGAUGGGGGUCCGGAUAUCGUGGCAUCUAACAGCAUUCUGAAUGUGUAUGCUGAAUUGGGGAUGCUUUCUGAGGCGGAGGCAAUGUAUGAUCAUUUGAGGGAGACAAGUUUGGCCGAUGGGGUCACCUUUGCAACCAUGAUGCUCGUCUACAAGAACAUGGGGAUGCUCGACUCAGCCAUUGAGGUAGCUGAGCAGAUGAGGGAGUCGGGUUUCUUGAGAGACUGCGUUGGUUACAACAAAGUCAUGGCAUGCUAUGCUGCACACGGACAGCUUGUCGAGUGUGGCAAGCUUUUGCACGAGAUGGUGGUGGUGGGGAAGGUCUCCCCAAACAAAGAGACAUUCAAGGUCCUCUUCACGGUCUUGAAGAAGGGCGGUGUUCCGGCUGAGGCUGUGCGCGACCUCCAAACAUCCUACUACGAGGGCAGGCCGUUUGCCAAGCAGGCGGUGGUGACCUCGGCUUUCUCCAUUGUGGGGUUGCACGCCUAUGCUCUCGAGUGGUGUGGGAUUUUUAGGAAGGAGGAAGUAGGGCUGAGGUCGAACGCUUCUGCUUACAAUGCUGCUAUCCGGGCCUACGUUGCUUAUGGGAAGAUAGAUGACGCAUUGAAGAUGUUCAUGAGGAUGCAGGACGAAGGGGUCGAGCCCGAUGUUAUGACGUUGAUCAAUCUCGUGCAUUGCUACGGGAGAGCUGGGAUGGUCGAGGGGGUGAAGCGCGUGCACAGCCAGUUGAAACACGGGGAGGUCGCGCCUAGUGAGGCGCUGGUGAAGGCGGUGGUCGAGGCUUACAAGAGCACGAAACGGCCCGAUCUUGCGGAGCUGAUCACGCAGGAGAUGAAGCUUGCUUCUAAGUUUGAGCAGUUUGCAGACGGUGGAAGUGAAGAUAUUGAUGAAAGAGAUAUACCUUUAGCUUGUGGAAGUGAUGGAAAAUGGUGGACAAGGCUCAGAACAAGGAAGUUCAUGACAAAUCGCCUCCUCUCGAGGAAGCAAUUCAUCAUCGAUGUGUUGCAUCCUGGAAGAGCUAAUGUCUCCAAGGAACUUCUGGAAUGGUAAGUUUUGGAUUUGCUUUCGGUAAAUUUCUGAGGUGGGAAUUUGGGAUUUCUAUCAAAUUGGAGGACAAAGUGAUCUAUGUGUUCUGGGUUGAGGCUGGUGAUUGUUUUUGCUCGCAAUCGCACAGCCGUUUUAUGAUAUGCAGGUAUUCCAAAGACUGCUUAAUUUGGGCGAAAAUUUGCUUAAGUUGUUGGAAAGAGAUUGCUUAUUUGAGAGUAGAGAGGUUUCAAUUUAUUCGAACGAUUCUUUAUUUUGGGUGAGAAUUUGCUUAAGUUGUUGGAAAGAUUUGCUUAAUUUGAGAGUAAAAAGGUUUCAAUUUAUUCGAAAGAUUGCUUAUUUUGGGUGAGAAUUUGGUUAAGUUGUUUGAAAGAUUGAUUAUUUUGAGAAUAGAGAGGUUUCAAUUUAUUCGAAAGAUUGUUUAUUUUGGGCAUGAAUUUGCUUAAUUUGUUUAUAAUUGUGCAUUAAUAGUUUGCUUGUUUUGUUUGAAAGAUUGCUUACUUUGUGCUAAACUUUGCUUCAUUUAUUUGAUGAUUUGCUUCAUUUGUAUGACAGUUUGUUUAUUUAGUCUUUGGAAAAUUGCAGAUAUUUAGCCUUAGCACUAAUUGAAGCUAAAAACACGUUGGUAGGAUAGUGUUAGCAUCAUACUUUUUGGUUUUUUUAUGCAUAUUUUAAAUCAUAGAAAAUGCAAUAUUUUUUUUACAGUUGAUGCAAUAAAUAUGUAUUCAUUUACGAACUGCAUAUGAAUUGCACUUGCCUAACUCAAGUGAUUUUAUUUAACCAGCAGGUAACAAGUGCCAAAAGGGAGGAAGCAAUUAGUAUGAGUCUGGAAAUGACGAUGGUGAAAAUGUGCAGCAAAGACAAAAGGACAUCAUAAAAUGACUAUAUUUCAAGAAUUCUCCAGAAAAUUUUGCGAGUCUGGCUGCAACAAUUUGAAAAGAUGUUUCCUAAUUUUAAUGGAUAUGCUCUGAUUGAAACACCCGGGGAUGUCUCAAACCAAAGAUUCGGAGUUUUGUAGACUACAAGUCUAAUGUCGUCGAGUACAAUUGUAAUUUUGUAGUGGAAUUGUGAUCAUCUUAUGAUCCAUUAUUUUGGACUAAUAGAAUGUCUUUUAACAUUGUUCGUGACAUAUUGUGCAAA
Molecule: messenger RNA, 4381 nt
Organism: Salvia splendens (bonfire salvia)
Lineage: Eukaryota; Viridiplantae; Streptophyta; Magnoliopsida; Lamiales; Lamiaceae
Product: pentatricopeptide repeat-containing protein At1g73710
Exons: 3
Coding region: 197-3247 (1016 amino acids)
Biological process (GO): translation
Cellular component (GO): ribosome
Molecular function (GO): protein binding; structural constituent of ribosome; mRNA binding
Source: RefSeq, a predicted model, not a curated record